Messenger RNA from Tachyglossus aculeatus (Australian echidna), 5662 nucleotides. RefSeq names its product terminal uridylyl transferase 4 (gene TUT4). The record is from RefSeq and is a predicted model, not a curated record. Gene Ontology annotation, molecular function: nucleic acid binding; RNA uridylyltransferase activity; zinc ion binding. Lineage: Eukaryota; Metazoa; Chordata; Mammalia; Monotremata; Tachyglossidae.
GGCGGCGGCCGAGCGCGGCCAUGAGGAGCCGCGGCGCGCGCCUGUAGCCCCGCCGGACCGGCACCAGACUGGUUCCUUGCCUCAACUGGAUGUAAAGCAACUCAAACCUCUAAGGGUUUGCUUUUCAAGUAGUCUCGAGAGACCAGAAGAAGCUGAUCUUCAUAAUAAUGGAAGAGUCCAAGAGCUCUAAAAAUGGAAAUGGUGAAACAAGAAAGCUUGCCUGUGUUAUUUAUGAAGAAAGCAAAGCUGUCAGGGUGACAGCCAAUCAAAAUUCAAAAGGUAGAAGUGAUAAAUCUGUAAAAGACAUUGGGAGAAGCUCUCCAAAUGGGAACAGUAGCAAAAAAAAUAAGCCAAAUGAUCUUUGUUCCGAAAGAGCAGAAGUUAAAUUAUGUAAGGUCGAUGUGUCCGAUGUACUCACAGACUCUAAAAUCUUGGGAUCGGCUCUUCAAGAUCAAGGCCAUAGCAAAGUUAGAAAGACACCCAACCCACCGGUGGUAGGAGAAAACAUGCAACCACUGAAAGCAGAGCAGACUGGAGAAAUCUUCCCAAGUUCCCCUACUCCCGGGACUAGUGUGUGUAAGGAAACCUUACCCACAGGGAAAUCAACUUUGGAAAAUGUACCAGGACCUCACAAGUUGAAAACAAACACCGAUAACUCUGGCAAUUCCAGUAACAGUGUUUCAGGAUCAGAAGACCAAUCUGAUGAACUGAGUAAAGUAAAGAGUGCCGAACCACCUAAAGAACACCUUUCGGAGAUUGAUUAUUUAGAAAAUGCCACUGUGAUUGAUGAAUCCGCCCUGACCGCUGAGCAGCAGCUAGGCCUGAAACAAGCUGAGGAACGCCUGGAAAGAGAUUACAUCUUCAGACUAGAAAAACGUUCCCCAGAAUACACCAACUGCCGGUAUCUAUGCAAACUCUGCUUAGUUCACAUUGAAAACAUCCAGGGCGCUCACAAGCAUAUAAAGGAGAAACGGCACAAGAAAAAUAUCAUGGAAAAACAGGAAGAAAAUGAGCUGCGGGCCUUACCACCCCCUUCCCCGGCCCAGGUGGCCGCUUUGAGCUUUACACUUAUCGAAGCAGCGAAAGAACAAGGAAUAUCAGAUGACGACUUCAGGGUCCGAGAGGAAAUCGUAAACGAGAUGGAGAAGAUCGUCCGACGGUCUUUACCCGACUGUUCCCUGAGGAUGUAUGGCUCCUCUCUGACAAAGUUCGCUUUUCAAAACAGUGACGUUAAUAUAGACGUCAAAUUUCCCUCCAAGAUGAGUCAUCCAGAUGUUCUGAUACAGGUGCUUGACAUCCUAAAACACAGUGCAUUGUACUCAGACGUGGAGUCAGAUUUCCAUGCCAAAGUUCCUGUUGUUUUUUGCAAAGAUAUGAAAAGUGGCUUAACAUGCAAAGUAAGUGCAGGAAACGAUGUGGCGUGCCUUACAGCUGAUUUGCUGGCUGCUCUGGGAAAAUUAGAGCCUGUACUUAGGCCCUUGGUGUUAGCUUUUCGCUACUGGGCAAGGAUGUGCCAUAUCGACUGCCAAGCCGAAGGGGGGAUUCCUUCAUACUCUUUUGCUUUAAUGGUGAUAUUUUUCCUUCAACAAAGAAGACCACCUAUUCUUCCUUCCUACCUGGGCACAUGGAUUGAAGGCUUUGAUUCCAAGAAAGUAGAUGACCAUCAGCUGAAAAGCAUCGAAGAGGAAAAGUUCGUGAAGUGGGAAUACAAACCGUCAAAUUGCACCUCUGGGAAAAACUCGAAUGAGACGGAAGACAGAGCAAAGGCAGAACAGCCAAAAGGGGCCACCAAGAAGGCAACUGACUCAGAAUCCGACAACCAAAGUAAUGCCACGCAAGAGACACAUGGCAGAUCUCCAUUAUCAUUGGAAACACCACAUCAGGUAUCUUUGGGACAACUGUGGUUGGACCUGUUGAAGUUUUAUACUUUGGAAUUCGCUCUGGAGGAGUAUGUCAUCAGUGUGCGGGUUCAGGAACUCCUGACGAGAGAGAGCAAAAACUGGCCUAAAAGGCGGAUCGCCAUCGAAGAUCCUUUUGCACUAAAGAGGAAUGUUGCACGCAGCUUAAAUAGCCAGAUGGUGUUUGAAUACAUCCUGGAAAGGUUCAGGACAGCCUACAGAUAUUUUGCUUGUCCUCAGAGUAAAGAUGGGCAGAGAUCUAAGGCAGAUACCAAGAAGAAAGAGAAGGGAAAAAUAAGCAACAAGAAAUCUGUCAAGCCUGGAGAUGCGGUAGCCAGUUGUUGCCUCCAACAAGGGGAAAACCUGGAGAAACCAAAUGGCAAAAGCGGCUGUGGUGCGCCUGCGGGGGAAGUCGAGGAACACAGUGAAAUGGAAUCUCUGUCCGGGAGGGGUCUCGCCAAGGACUCAGACGGCUCCCUGGUAACUACGCUAAGGGCUGCGGACCCGGGUCGUGACCGAGACGACGACGACGGGGGGAGGCAGGCGGCCGGGUCCCCUAGUACUGCCGAAGGCUAUGAAGUAGAGCAAAAAUCACUUGAACAGCCAGACGCUGCCGAGUCUUCAGGAACCGGUUUAAAAGAUGAACUACUCGGACUCCAGUACACCUGCAGCGAACCCAGCUCACUGGACUCAAAUGCCACGAGCGGCCGGACGGGGACCGAACCCCCCUCGGAUUCUGAACCAGAGUGUUCUCGGAAGCGUCAGGAUGCUGACGCGUCAGCUACCUCGCACAACUGCAAAGCAGCAGCAGGUGUUUGUGACCUUAAAGACGAAGGGACACUCUCCCCUCAAGAAAUGCAUUAUGUGUUUGAUCAGUUUAUUUUGACUUCCGGCAAGCCUCCGACUAUAGUAUGCAGCAUCUGCAAGCGGGACGGCCAUUCCAAGAACGACUGCCCCGAGGAUUUCAAGAAAAUUGAUCUUAAACCGCUGCCACCACUGACCAACCGAUUUCGGGAAAUACUUGAUUUAGUGUGUAAAAAAUGCUUUGAUGAGUUAUCACCCCCCUUGUCCGAGCAUCAAAACAGGGAGCAGAUUCUAGCCAGCCUGGAAAGAUUCAUUCGAAAAGAGUACAACGACAAGGCCAGAUUGUGCCUGUUUGGCUCUUCCAAGAAUGGAUUUGGAUUCCGGGACAGUGACCUGGAUAUCUGCAUGACCUUGGAGGGCCACGAAAAUGCGGAGAAAUUAAAUUGUAAAGACAUAAUUGAAAGUUUGGCAAAAAUCCUUAGGAAGCAUCCCGGUUUAAGAAACAUCUUGCCUAUAACAACUGCCAAAGUGCCUAUAGUAAAAUUUGAGCACAGACGUAGUGGAUUGGAAGGAGAUAUCAGCUUGUACAAUACUUUGGCUCAGCAUAACACAAGAAUGCUAGCCACGUAUGCAGCCCUUGAUCCGAGAGUGCAAUACUUGGGAUAUACCAUGAAAGUCUUUGCCAAGCGUUGUGACAUCGGAGAUGCUUCCAGGGGAAGCUUAUCUUCAUACGCCUACAUCCUCAUGGUGCUGUACUUCCUGCAGCAGAGGAACCCGCCUGUCAUCCCGGUCCUCCAAGAAAUCUUCGAUGGGAAACAGAUUCCUCAGAGAAUGGUCGACGGCUGGAACGCGUUCUUCUUUGAUGACGCAGAGGAACUGAAAAAGCGCUUGCCGGCCUUGGCGAAGAACACCGAGUCCCUGGGGGAGCUCUGGCUGGGGCUGCUGCGCUUCUACACGGAGGAGUUUGACUUUAAAGAGUACGUCAUCAGCAUCCGACAGAAGAAGCUGCUGACGACUUUUGAGAAACAGUGGACGUCCAAGUGCAUAGCAAUUGAAGAUCCUUUUGACUUGAAUCACAAUCUUGGUGCCGGAGUCUCUAGAAAAAUGACCAAUUUCAUCAUGAAGGCAUUUAUCAAUGGGAGGAAACUUUUCGGCACACCUUUCUAUCCCCAUAUUGGAAGGGAAGCUGAAUACUUCUUUGACUCCAAGGUGCUAACGGACGGGGAGCUGGCCCCCAACGACCGGUGCUGCCGGGUGUGUGGCAAAAUCGGGCACUACAUGAAAGACUGUCCCAAGCGGAGAAGGGUGAAGAAGAAGGAGAGUGAGAAAGAUGAUGAGAAGGAAGCUAAGGAGGAGGAACGAGAGCCCCGAGAGAAGAGGUGCUUUAUCUGCGGAGAUGUGGGCCACGUGCGAAGGGAUUGCCCUGAAUUCAAGCAGACUCGCCAGAGGAACAGCAGCGUGGCAGCCGCUCAGCUGGUCCGAAGCCUAGUGAGCGUCCAGCCGGCCGCUGGCCAGGCCCAGCCCCAGGGGGACAGGCCCCUCCGCACCAGGCAGACCUCAGAAUGCUCGGAUUCGCAUCAGUCGUCUUACUCUCCGCAGCCUCAGCCGUUCUCCCAGAACAGCGCCCAACCAGGCGGCGGGCCCCAGUCUGCGGCCCCGGCCGGGCCCCCGCCCAAGCACGUGGCCCCGCCGCCAGGGGCCCAGCCCCCCCAGGUCCAGCUGCCUUUGUUUAACUUUCCCCAGUCCCCCCCGGCCCAGUACUCGGCCCUGCCCAACCUGGGGCUGCUGUCGCUGCACCACCAUCACCACCACCACCAGCUCCAGCUCCGAGGCCCCUCGUGGCCCAUCCACGGCCCGGUGCUGCAUUCGGCCCCCAGCAACCCUCCCCCGCCUUCUGCCAGCGUGCCGUUCUCCGUGCAGACGGGGGGCGCCGCCGCCGCCGCCGCCGCCUCCGCCACCGCCGGGAGCCAGACCAGCGUCAGCCUCAACGACCCUAGCAUCAUCUUUGCCCAGCCGGCUGCCAGGCCCUUAGCGGCGGUCCCCAGCUCUUCCCACGAAGGGCACUGGCAUGGCCCCGGGGCUCCGAGCGUGCUGGGGACCAACGGGCCCACGGCCACCAACUCAGACCAGGGCUUCGCCGGGCAGUUUGGGAAACUGAACGCUCCUGUCCCCUGGGAAUCGGGAACGGCGGCCCACUUCCCCCUCCUCCAAGCGUCGUGGCCUUUCGGACUACCUCCGAGCUUCAUCCAGCAGGGCGGUGCCAGCUUCCAGCCCAACAAGCCUUUCUACCCUCAAGCCGGUCCGCUGGUGCAAGGCGGCCAGCGCUUCCCGCUGCUGUCUCCGGGACCCCCGCACCCUGCUCCGCCCGCCGCGCCCCCUCCUCACCUCAACGUCGGUUUCCUGCAGCAGAAAAAGUGACCUGAACCCAAGCCGGGCAAACGGCGGCCCGCCCCGCCGCUUUACACGCAGAUUAUUUAAAUGUCCGACCGUUUUUAAAUUGUAUCAUUUGUACAUAGAUACGAGCUAUAGUUUUUACUAGUAUCACGGAGAUGAGUGAUACAGAUUCCAUCUAUUUUAUUACCCUAUUUUUAAGGGACUUGUGUUUUGUUUUACCUUGUUAAACUGUAAAGAGAGAAUUUUAAAAAAAAAGAUUAAGUUCUUUAUUUUCUAUUAGCUGUAUUCAUACUUCGGUUGCUUCAGACUUUAUAUAUAUUGUUCUAAAAAAAUGAUUAGGAAAGGGUUUCGUGUGUUAUAACAAUUUUGUCACUUCAAUUCUUUACAGAACUAUGUAGUGCCAAAAACUUUUUAGCGGGAAAAAAAGCAAAAAAAAAAAAAACCGAAACUGCAACAUCGGGAUUCAAGAUCUUUCCUUUCCGUAGUUGUGUACUGGGAGUACUGGAGCUCAAAUGCCAAGUGGCUUUGUCUGUAUUUGGAGUAAUUCUAUUUUAAGUUAAUAAAUC